Chlamydomonas reinhardtii is the source of this 1835-nucleotide messenger RNA. RefSeq lists its product as uncharacterized. The record is from RefSeq and is a predicted model, not a curated record. Lineage: Eukaryota; Viridiplantae; Chlorophyta; Chlorophyceae; Chlamydomonadales; Chlamydomonadaceae. The transcript is spliced from 4 exons. Bases 93 to 677 code for a protein of 194 amino acids.
ACACCCACAACCGUGUUAAGCUUGUCGAACGUAACUUGCUGGGAAACUUCUACUUCGCAUUCAAGCACACUUCCCCUAGGAACUCCUCAACGAUGAGCUCGAAGCCUAAAUCCAGCUCAAAAUCUAAACAACCUGCUGUGACCGUCAGCGCGAAAGAUGGCAGCUCGUCGCCGCUUGCUAUUCUUGCAAUCGCUGUGGCUGGAGGGAUAGGAUAUUUUGCAUGGAAGAGAUGGAAGCAAUGGAAAGCGGAGGAGGAGGCCGAGCGCAAAGAGGGACAGGCCGCGGCGCCCAAGUCCGGUAGCGGCGCCAAGGGCAGCAGCUUCACCUUUGACAAGGCGCAGGCCAGCACCAGCGGCAGGUCGGCACCUGCGAGCCAGCAGCGCCCGUCGCGGCAGCAGCAGAGCAAGCAGGAUAAGCCCAAGAGCCAGAAGCAGCUGCGCAAGGAAGCCAAGGACGCGAAGAAGAGCGCCAAGGCGCAGGCGGCCAAGGACGCGGAGAACGCGGCCGUGAACGCCGCCAUCGCCAAGCGCGCCAAGGAGCUGGGCAUGGGCGCAGAGGUGGCGGCGGCGGAGCGGGACGCGCCGCAGCGCUACACCACUGUGGACUACGAGGGCGUCGCCAAGGCCAUGGACCGGAUCACCGAGUGGCAGGCCACGGGCAAGAAGCGCUACAACUAGGCACACCGCCUUGUAAUUACGCCCACAUGGAUGCGGUUAUCGUACGAGGGAGCUGGGGAGCUGCUGCAUGUGGUGAAGGCUAGGUGAGCUGCAGGGCGUUUGGUGUGCAGCUGUGUGACUGCUUGACGUGUGGAGGUCCUGGUUGACGGUGCGUGUUCGACGAGUGGCGGCGGCGUGGCGGCGGCUGCGGAUAGGCUGUGGCGCGGCGACACGCCAGGCAUCGCUUGACGCAGUGUGGCAUAGACUGCAGAGGAGGUGCUAGAUGCAGCAGCUGACUGGUGCUGCUGGGCGAUUGCCCAACUAUGGAAUGGAGUAGGUGCAAUCCAUGGCUCGCUGCGGGUGACGCUGGGCGGGCGUAGCUGCUACUGCUGCUGCUGCUGCUGCUGCUGCUGGGCCCGGGCUCUGUGGGCUGGUCCGGGCUGGCUGUCAACGGAGUGUGGUCAUGGCGCAGCGAGUGGCCGAUGCGGUGGUGGCGUGUCGUGGCCGCCAGUGCGACAGCAUUGACGGGGCCACCCAAUGCAAACCAAGAACGCCUACUCAGUCACUGCGCGGCCUCAGGACCGGCGGCUGCGUAGGGCUGACUGCGGGGUCAUCCCUGAUGUCGCACGUCCUGACCAGACAUAAUGCUGUGCGUGGUCGCGAGUGUGAAGUUGAUUAGUCUUCCUGCGGAAGGGGAAGUGGUUAAGGCGGCGGGAGGGUGCCGGCGUAAGCGCAUCCGUGAUGAUCAUCGUUGGAAGUGAUGAUAGCACUGAUUGCUGCAGCAAGAUAGAUGCGGAACGGCAUAGACAGCGUUAUGAAUUUUAGGACUUGAUUCCAAGGCGGCGGGCAGCCAGCGCAUCACCUUGUUGUGGUUGUGGUAUGCGGCUGCCGCAGGGCCGGGGCCGUGCUGCGCCGCGAGCUGAGCCUGAAGGGGAGAAGGAUGCGGGAGACGCAGGCGGGGCAGUGCUGACCAAUGCCAUACAUUUCAUAGGACAAAGCGGUGGCCCGAAUGGUGGUCGAUGGCGGAUUGUGUGGGUACAGUGCCACACAGGAGCUUGAAGUUAUGCGGAGCUAGGUGCGGCCAUGCAUGUGCGCGUGAGGCAGCAGGCGCUAGCGGCGGCAAACAAGCCGCGGCCACUGCAUGCCACCGGUGGUGGGUGGUGGUGGAGCUACAGGCCU